Messenger RNA from Pararge aegeria (speckled wood butterfly), 1823 nucleotides. RefSeq lists its product as uncharacterized. NCBI's taxonomy places the organism in Eukaryota, Metazoa, Arthropoda, Insecta, Lepidoptera, Nymphalidae. Bases 1 to 1212 code for a protein of 403 amino acids. The transcript is spliced from 4 exons. The record is from RefSeq and is a predicted model, not a curated record.
AUGAAUUUGAUGUUUCGGAAGAACUUCAGCACGGAGAAGACGGUAUCGGGGAGCAGUGGAGGGGGGAAAGCGAAGGGGGCGCUCGGCGCGGGCAGGAACGCCAAGCGUCGGGACCGGGAACGCUACUCUUGCAUGGAGGAGCACCACUAUCGAACCCACCUGUUCUUCUCAGCUCCCAGGGCCAGUACGCAGUAUAACGAUGGCUCAGAACGAUGUGGUCCAGUUAUUGGCGGCGGUACGGGCCCGGAGCCGGAACCCCCGCAGCCCCUCGUCACGAGGGAGCCAUCGGUGUCUCUCAUGCGGUGGGAGAAGCCCCCUGCGUCGGAGCGCCGCCGCACGGAACCGGUGUCUCUCGCUACCCUGGAGAGAGACUGCUUCGUGAUACCGGCACACGCUCUGGGCCGGUUCUUGCCUGAUGGUGUGCCACUGCCAGUCCCUCCACCGACACCAGAGAAGGGAAUGCAAACAAAAACAGCCCAAAACUCCCUCAGCGUCCUCGAAGUGGCUGAUCCAAAGCUUUGUAUAUUGGCGCAUCUGAUGAGUCCCUUAGAACCGAUAGAGCCUAUCCUAGAAUCUCCACUUGCCAAACCCCUAAUGAAGCAGAGAACUGCCGCUGCGGAGUUAUUGAACGACGUAGCCCACGCGAACACCGCUGUCGGCGGAAUGCUAUUAGCCAAUAUGGAAAAGAACGCUGAGUUCCCAUUCAUAUCAUACUAUGUGAUAAACACAACGCAAACGGACCCAUUGCUGUUUUAUAAUAAUAUGAGAAGUGCCUCGCUGUCGAAAUUCGAUCCAAAAACAAUUAGAUACUCUGCCGCCCACACUUUGGAUUUGUAUAGUGAAGUCGCUAUGAUAUGUCGACCUCCUUUUAACGACCUUGCUGGUGGACCAAAGAAAUCGCAUACCUCUACCACGGGCUUCAUCAUUAGUGUUUAUAAGGUAUUCGAAGGCGAUGACGGUGAGCGUUUCGAAAGAAACUGGCUUUACUGGACCGGGGCCAGGAUGCUGUACCGCCAUCUCCCACAUUCCGUGGGCAUGCGGAAGAUUGCCUUACACAAAUCAGUAGCGUCACAUGGCGAUAAAAUGUACCUUUUGGUCUGCGAGUGCGCCAACUUGCUGGACGACUUGUCCGGCGCUGCAAUGUUGAUAACGGCGUUGCGAGCAAGACUGUGCGGUUAUACAGGUCUUUACAGACCUAUACAGACUUUCUAGUAGAAGGUCAUGGCCCUUGAAGGGUCAACAAGGGUUAAAGUGACAAGCGUUUAACCAAAAUACCUCUUAUUUCGGUAAAAAACCAUAACACUUCAUAUGCAAUGUGCCAACUUGUUGGACUUUUUGUGGACGCCUAUGUACGAGUAUGUUAAUACAGCCUUGUGAGAAAGAUUACACAGAUACAUUAUUAAAAAGAUUAUGUGGUCUAUAAGACCUAUGCCAUUGAUGAUUAAAAGUAAAGGAAGAUUCUCAUUCUCUAUUUGUUUUAAAACAAGAAUUUAAAAAAAAUACGAAUAAAACUACACUGCGUCACUUAUCUUGCAAUUAACGCACCAAACCAAUACUCGUCCAGAGUAGUGGACUGUGGCCUUAACCCCUUCUCAAUGUGGCAGGACACCGUGCCCUGCAGUGGGCCGGUAAUGAUUUUAUAUGAUGACUUAAUUUGAGGGAGCAUGCAUUAGGAAAUUCGGAAGCCAGUGGUAUUCAGAAUUGAAUCAUAGUUAUAAAAUAAGAGUCAAAAAUGACAGAUAAGUAAAACAUUACAAGUUCUCAUGCUAAUUCUAGUUUAUGGAGGGUAGAGGUAAGGAGAGUCAUCUGUGUUUAUGAAAAAG